This is a messenger RNA of Lingula anatina, 5611 nucleotides long. Its product is annotated as histone-lysine N-methyltransferase MECOM. Gene Ontology annotation, biological process: regulation of transcription by RNA polymerase II. Lineage: Eukaryota; Metazoa; Brachiopoda; Lingulata; Lingulida; Lingulidae. The record is from RefSeq and is a predicted model, not a curated record. Gene Ontology annotation, molecular function: protein binding; RNA polymerase II cis-regulatory region sequence-specific DNA binding; DNA-binding transcription activator activity, RNA polymerase II-specific. Gene Ontology annotation, cellular component: nucleus.
CUCAUCGGAGCUACUCAUGAUAAAUAUAUGCUUGAUGAAUUUACUGCUUUGACAGGUGGGAAGAAGACAAUAAUAUCGCAGCAGGGACGCGGCUUAAACAGUUAUUUACAAAGUAGCUGGAUUUUUUUUUAUUUGAUGUAUUCGCUGUUAAACUGUUGCAAUGAGGAAGCGGGUCGUCAACUUUGAUACCUUCGCUUGGUUUCGGAGAUUGCAGGACAGAUUCUUACUAGCUGAAAAUGAAGAGCAGCAUUUGGAUCAUGAUGCACAUGCAGAAGAUCACGAUACCCUGCGACUGCAGGAACAAGAAUGCAGCAUCAUGAACCAUAACAACAACGUUGAUGAAAGUCAGCAUACUGAUGAGGACACCUUCUCAGAAUCUCCGUCCGAUCUGUCCCACCACCCUCCAGUUUAUAUUCCGGAAGACAUUCCAAUACCAGAUGAUUUUGAGCUUCGAGAAUCCAAAGUUUUUUCAGGGUUAGGGGUCUGGACCAGGGUGGCAGUAGAACAGGGAGAGAAGUUUGGUCCUUUUGAAGGGAUACUCAAGACUUCUGUCUCCGACCCAUCCAGUGCUUGGGAGAUAGUUGAUAAGUUUGGUAAGGUCCAAGGUUGGGUAGACGCUAGUGACCCAGGAACAGGGAAUUGGAUGAAGUACGUCCGCAGCGCCCUCUCGAGGCAAGAACAGAAUCUCAUGGCCGUGCAAGCAGACGACCAGGUAUAUUAUAAAGCCAUCAAGGAUAUCAGCCCAGGUGAAGAAAUGUUGCUGUAUGCGCGGGAUGCGGUGUAUGCAGAGAACGAGGUUGAUUCCAUUCAGAAAUCAAUAGAUGCUGAAGAUGAAGUACGUUAUUCAUGUGGAGAAUGCGGUGAGGCAUUUAGAUCCAAAGUUGCACUGCGACGACACGAAACUUACGUGUGUAACAAUGCCAAUAACAUCUACAGCAAGAUAAAUAGUGAAUUCAGGGAAAACAACCAAAAUAUGGAUGGAGACAAAAGUUCCAAUGAUAAGUCUGCCUCAGAUUCCCAGGGAGAAAGUGAACUCAAAUAUGGCGGCAACUACAUUGAAGAAGAUGGUGACCGCAAAUUUCCAUGCGAACACUGCGACAAGUAUUUCACAGAUCCCAGCAAUCUCCAAAGGCACAUUCGUGCUCAGCAUGUUGGUGCACGUUGCCAUGCCUGUCCGGAGUGUGGGAAAACCUUUGCGACAUCCAGUGGCCUGAAGCAGCACCAGCACAUCCACAGUAGUGUCAAGCCUUUCCAGUGUGAAGUCUGCCUGAAAGCGUAUACUCAAUUUUCCAACCUCUGCCGCCACAAGAGAAUGCAUGCUGACUGUCGCCAACAGAUCAAAUGCAAGGAUUGCGGCCAGGCUUUCUCAACUGUGACCUCCCUCAGCAAGCACAAGCGUUUCUGCGAAGGUGUCAUCAGAAAUGGGACCCGAUUUGGCUAUCCCAUCAAGCCCCCGGGGGUUGUGAGCCCGCAGGCAGCACCAGGGAUCCCUGCAGCAUAUAUGGGCUUUUACGGCCCUCGCCCAUUGUAUCCAUUCUACCCGCCUCUGGCAGCUGCUGCUGCAGGCUACCACAUGUUUCCGCCUGGUCACCCUCUGGCUUUGGCGCCAUCUAUGUUACCGGAUGGCAAGAUGAGCCAAACUGGCAGUGACGACAGCUAUGAUGAUCUGCCUAACAAGGCUAAGAGAGGCUCCGAGGGUUCAGAAGAUGAACGCUCCAACUUGAGCAACCAAAGCGACCUUGACUCUGCUGCAGGAUCUGAUGGUGAGAAUGAGAAAGAACAAGCACCAAAGCCUGCUCACAUUAAGGCAGAAUAUGUGCCGCCAUAUGUCAGUCGUCGAAGUCCUGUCUCCAACAGCAAUGGUACCCCAUUCAACUUGUCCAGGUCAAAUUCUCCGUCCAACAAUGAUCUUGACCAGCCUCUAGAUCUGUCCAAGAAGGUCAUCAAGAAAGAAGAAAGCGAUGAUGAAGGCAUCGCAGCCACAGCUCGCAAAACUCACAUCUAUGGUGAUGUGCGUGAGGGGGGUAACAAAUUGCACCAAGCUUUCCCCAUGGCCCAUCCCAUGAUGAUGAUGGAUAAAGAAAAGUUCCAUGCAUUUCAGCAGAAUGCUGCUAAGCUCAUGGCUUUCCAGCCUCGUUUCCCUAUGGGUGCUCCAGUCAGUUUCAGUACAGCCGUCCCCGUCCUUAGUCCGGACACCCCCAAGACUGUCCCAGCCACCAUUAAGAAUUCCGAGGCUUACCAAUAUACCCCUGGCAGUGCAAGAAGCAAGGAGAGAUAUGCCUGCAAGUUCUGCGGGAAGAUAUUCCCACGUUCAGCGAACCUGACUCGUCACUUGCGUACCCACACUGGAGAGCAACCAUACAAGUGUAAGUACUGUGAGAGAUCGUUCAGCAUCUCCUCCAACCUCCAGCGUCAUGUGCGUAACAUCCACAACAAAGAGAAGCCAUUUAAAUGUCCACUCUGCGAUCGCUGCUUCGGGCAACAGACCAAUCUUGAUCGUCAUUUAAAGAAACAUGAGUCAGAAGGCCCCAAUGUGGUUGACUCCCCUACCAAUGAGCUUGAAGAAAAGGAUGACUCUUACUUUGAGCAGAUUGGAAAUUUCCUGGAAAAAGGCACUCCUGAUCACGAUUCUUCAUUAGCUGAAGAAGAUGAGAUAGCCAAUGAUAGUGAUGAGUCAGAUGAGCCCUUAGUGAAAAAACUUAAAGUGGACAACAACAAUGAUUCAGACUUGGCAGAAGAAGAGGCAGAGUCCCCAAAGACAGUUCAAAAACCGUACGAGAUUAAAUCAGCACCUUUAGCAUGUUCCAUGUAAUUUUCCCAUUUACUGGACCGCAGCUGAUACACAAUCAUUUCUUAUUGGCCAAUAUGACAUGUCAGUGCCAUUUUAUUUUAUCGUAAUUAUUAUUUUUGGAACACUGGCAUUUCUUUAAGAACAGCUGAGUAUGGAAUUAUGAUAUAUUUUACUCAUUCUAUGUGUCACAAAUAUGUGAAGCACUUCAUAUAUACAUAUAUAUCUAUGAAUUAUAGUUUAUAUACUUGUACAUACAUAUAAUUAUAUGUGCGUUGAAUUUUUGUUUUAUUUUUGAAAGCAAAUCAUUAAGGUCCCAGAAAGCUGGGAUUUAUUUUUCUCAUUCAUGUCUUUCUGUACCCUUAGUUUGCAGUGUUGCAGUGACAAUCAUAUAGAAUGCAUCCCAUAGUUGAUUUACACACAGAGAGUGCAUUUGUAAUUGAUUAGCAGGGUGUAAAUAGAGUUUAGUACGUUUUACAUUUAGUGCUUUGAUGAUUAUUUGCAUCCAUUGUAGUUAUGAAAAAUAAGAUGAAUUGAUUGAAAUUAUUGAUGAAUUAUUGAGUGAUAGAAUUGAAGUGUAUCUUGAGCUAUAAUAUUGUUUUAUAUCAACUGGCAGUUUUUGUCUGCCAACAUUUUGUGCGUGUGUUUGUUUGCUUGCACCAAUCUUGCAAGAUAGAUCUAGUCAGUUUGUUGAAGUGGAGAAAAGAAAGAAAUCUGUAAUUGUAAGCCCUAGAACAAAGUCUGUGCUGUGAUUAACAUUAACAAAUGUAGUCACAUUGGGUGAAGAUACGUAGUAUUUGUAUUAAACAAUAAUUGCAUUUAUGAGGUUUGAGGGGACCACUUGUUGCAUCGAUACAGGCGUUCCGUUUUCCUGAUAACUUACAAUUUUGCCAUUAAUUGGGACCAAAAAAAGAUACUUACAUACCUGAUGUUAACACAGAUGAUAUUUUUUAUGAAUACAGAAUUUAUUCUUUACAUAUUUAACCAUUGUAUAUUUUUGAGGUGUUGCAGCUUUUUGGGUGUUUAUCACAGCUAUUGCUUCAUAGGCUUUACAUUGCACUUGGUUUUUGAUUGGUAUCAGUAUUACUAUGACAACAGGUAACCAUGGAAACAGCUGAAAUGGGACCAAUCCAAAGUUUGACUGUUUCCAAAUCUUAUCUUUUGUUACUAUUUGGUUGAAGCAUAUUUUAAAUGAAAUAUUUUAGUUUUGUUGUGAUUCACAUGUAGGUGUUUGGUAUUUCAAUCUAUUAUUUAAAACAACUGAAUUAACUGUUUGUCAUAGUUGUGUGUUAUUACCAAUUUUAAAGGCAAUUUUAAAUGCAAAAAUGUUACAUAGAUUGGCCAAAUAUGAAUACAAAGGUUACCCUGUUUGUAUCAAUCUUCCUGCAGACAUUUAAAGAAAUUUGAUUUGUGGAAUGAUAAUUCUUUUUUUUUUCUGUUUGAGACACAUUUACCCACUAGGUUGUGAAUUUAUUAUUCAAAUAAGAGCUGUUGUUACAUACAAGAUUACUGAAAACCAGAAAGCAGCAAACACUAUGAGCAGCAUUUUCUAAAGAGAACAGAUAGAUAUCAGUGUGCUAGCUGUAUGAAGACCUUAAAAAAUGAGCUUUAGAUGAUUUUUGGUUUCCGUCUUGUGUGUUAAAACAGCAUACGAAUAUUGUGGUCUUUGUCUUUGACAGGACUAGAAAUGCUACUUAAAUAGUUGCAGAUAGGUUGUGCUGUAGUUGCUAAAAUUAAUGCUUCAAUAUUUACUUCAACGUGGGAAUAGUCAAUUUUCCCAAAUUUUAAGUUAUGUAAAUAGCUUUAUUUUGCCGUAUUAUUUUAUUGUCUUUGCAUGACCUGAAUAUUUUUUUCUUUCUUUUUUUAGUUUUUUUUUUUUUUUUUUUAGAAGGAAGAUUCCUUUUUUGAGUCAAUCUCAUUCAAGUUUUGUUCUUGGUGUGUGGAAAACUAAUUUUUUUAAGUCUGGAAGUUUGAUCUGGAAUUAUUUAAAGAUUGAGGUGAUGAAAACAUUGAUGUCUCCCCCUGGCUGGUCCUAGUUCAUAAAGAAAAAAAAAGGAAGGUAUGAUUGCAACUCCUCUCAGCCGUACUUGUCGGCUUUUAUGUGCUUUUGAAUUUUAAAAGAAGUAACAAAAAAGAUUGAUUUUAACUAAUGGGCUAAUGAGAAUUAUUUUUCAUUUUGGAAAUAAGGAUUACCGCUAAGUUCACAAGUUCAGCAUCUUAUGUAUAAGUAUUAAAACUCAUAUGAAAUCAAAGUAAAGGUAACAUUGCAAUACACCACCAGGUGGAGCAUCAGUCAGAUCUGGACCAGUAAACACCUUGUUUACUUUGUGCCAUUUAGUUUUUGUUUAAUUGUGUUAAGCUUGGAUUUUCAUUAAUAUUCUCCUGUUUUUACUGUUCGUAACAGUGAAAGUAUAUAAUAGCAAAUCAUUCUUGUGCAGUCAUGUGAUAUUUUAGUUGUGUCAACACCACCACUAAGCUUCAAGUACAACCUUUAUGUAUCAAAUCCGUUCCUUACACAGUAGCAUCAGUGCAUGGUAGAUAUAAAUCAACCAAGGGUGCUAAAAAUUCUGUUACCAUAGCUUCUUGAUAAUAGUGCAAGAUAAUGUGCUGAGAUUCACACAAUGAGUUGUUUAAAAAAAUAAAUCACGUUAAGCACUGUUUUCACUUGUGAAAACGCCAGGUACUUCUACUUUUGGUUGCUAUGACAACUUAUCACAGGAUAUUUCAAACUCUCCCAGUGAAAUACUGUCAAUACUUAAUUGAUUGAAGUUGAUUGAAGAAUUCAAUAAAGAGUGUUAAAAAGAAAAAAAAAUGUUUGAAUGU